This is a messenger RNA of Entelurus aequoreus (snake pipefish), 1472 nucleotides long. Its product is annotated as cytochrome c oxidase assembly factor 3 homolog, mitochondrial. The transcript has 2 exons. The record is from RefSeq and is a predicted model, not a curated record. NCBI's taxonomy places the organism in Eukaryota, Metazoa, Chordata, Actinopteri, Syngnathiformes, Syngnathidae. The coding region runs from base 492 to 785 and encodes 97 amino acids. Gene Ontology annotation, biological process: mitochondrial respiratory chain complex IV assembly. Gene Ontology annotation, cellular component: mitochondrial inner membrane.
AACAUGUCGACAAACUGUUGAGGUUGUCUUUGUUUUUCUCGUUGAGAUUCGUCAGAAAGUCGGUCAACACCUCAAAGGAAGCGUGGCCGAACUUAAAAUGAAUAUCGCCCGGCUCGCUUUGACAACUAAACGUGACUUUCUCCGCCAUGUGGGUGCUCAAAAAAACAAACAACAGUGAGUAAAUUGUUGUCACUCAAUAAUAUUCAACAUUCGUGUGUUUAGUUUGAAUUCAAUUUAAAACGUGACUUUAACGCGUGUUUGCGGAAGAUGGCGCUGUUUCCAUUGGUGUCGUUUUACAGGAACGCAACACUCCUGACAGGUUGCAGUUAGGGACACGUUUACAGCUGCACACAUUUCCGCUUCCGGUGGCUGCUUUGUGCGGGAACAGAUCUGACAACAAACCGGAUGUGACCCGCCCACCUUCUUCACAAUGACUUUGCUUUGGAAGUCUGCGAAAACAAGCCCCGCUUUACCGCUUAGGCAACGCAAACAUGGCGGACCAGACGCCGAAGCAGUCCGACGCUCCGUACGCGGAGAGGAUAGACCCCACCAAGGCCAAGCUGUCCAACGACCAGAUGCACUUCAUCAGGCAGGUGGAGCUCGAACAGUGGAAGAAGAAGACACACAAGUUGAAGGCGCGGAACGUGCUGACGGGGGUCGCCAUCGGAGCCCUGGUGGUGGGAAUAUACGGCUACACCUUCUACUCCGUCUCCCAGGAGCGCGUCAUGGACGAUCUGGACCAGGAGGCCAAGCGUGCCAGAGCGCCAAAGACGGGCGCCAACUGAGUCCUGUUCUCCUCUUGAUGGCGACCAUGUUCUCCUCUUGAUGGCGACCAUGUUCUCCUCUUGAUGGCGACCAUGUUCUCCUCUUGAUGGCGACCAUGUUCUCCUCUUGAUGGCGACCAUGUUCUCCUCUUGAUGGCGACCAUGUUCUCCUCUUGAUAGCGACCAUGUUCUCCUCUUGAUAGCGACCAUGUUCUCCUCUUGAUGGCGACCAUGUUCUCCUCUUGAUGGCGACCAUGUUCUCCUCUUGAUAGCGACCAUGUUCUCCUCUUGAUGGCGGCCAUGUUCUCCUCUUGAUGGCGGCCAUGUUCUCCUCUUGAUGGCGACCAUGUUCUCCUCUUGAUGGCGACCAUGUUCUCCUCUUGAUGGCGACCAUGUUCUCCUCUUGAUAGCGACCAUGUUCUCCUCUUGAUGGCGGCCAUGUUCUCCUCUUGAUGGCGGCCAUGUUCUCCUCUUGAUGGCGACCAUGUUCUCCUCAUGACGCCUGCUGGACUCUUCACUCGGGACAUAUUGUCGUCCAACUGGACGUGGACCUGCCAGGACACGACGGCAGACCAACACAAAUUAAGAUCUGAAGUGACCUUCCUUUAACAGCGGCCGACACAAAUGACAAAAUGUUGCAUGUGACUUUAUUUAUGUUUUUUUUGUUGAAUAAUAAAACAACAACGUGUCGUGUUUUUGACGACCUCA